Colletotrichum chrysophilum is the source of this 1812-nucleotide messenger RNA. RefSeq lists its product as uncharacterized. The transcript has 5 exons. Lineage: Eukaryota; Fungi; Ascomycota; Sordariomycetes; Glomerellales; Glomerellaceae. The record is from RefSeq and is a predicted model, not a curated record. Bases 1 to 1812 code for a protein of 603 amino acids. Gene Ontology annotation, molecular function: dihydroxy-acid dehydratase activity. Gene Ontology annotation, cellular component: mitochondrion. Gene Ontology annotation, biological process: branched-chain amino acid biosynthetic process.
AUGAGCGCCGAGCAAACAGGCCAAGGCCACGAUGGCGGCUACAGCGACACCAGCUACAAGGACAGCGCCGACUACCUGCAGUUCAAGACACUGCCCCCCGGAGGCCCGUUGAACCGCUGGUCUCACGCCAUGCUGUACGGCGCCGGCGUGCCGAACCCGGAGAUGAUGAAGAAUGCGCCGCAUGUCGGCAUCGCGACGGUGUGGUGGGAGGGCAACCCUUGCAACACACAUCUCCUCGAGUUCGGUAGGAUCGUGAAAAAGGCAGUGGAGAAGCAGGGCAUGCUCGGCUGGCAGUUUAACACCGUGGGCGUGUCAGACGCUAUCACGAUGGGCGGCGAAGGCAUGCGCUACUCCCUUCAGACCCGCGAAAUCAUCGCCGACAGCAUCGAGUCCGUGACAAUGGCCCAGCACCACGACGCAAACAUCUCCAUCCCGGGCUGCGACAAGAACAUGCCCGGCACCAUCAUGGCCGCCGCCCGCCACAACCGCCCCUUCAUCAUGAUCUACGGCGGCACAAUCAUGAAGGGCCACUCCGACCUCCUCGAGAAGCCCAUCAACAUCAGCACCUGCUACGAGGCCCGCGGCUCCCUCACCUACAACCGCCUCCACGCAAAGUGCAACCCCGGCGCCGAGGGCCGCACCCCCACCGACGUCAUGGAGGACAUUGAGCGCCACGCCUGCCCCGGCGCCGGCGCCUGCGGCGGCAUGUACACGGCAAACACCAUGGCCACCGCCAUCGAGGCCAUGGGCCUCUCGCUGCCGGGCUCCUCGUCGUACCCGGCCCUCUCCCCCGAAAAGUCCCGCGAGUGCGAGCGCGCUGCCGAGGCCAUCAAGAUCGUCAUGGAGAAGAACAUCCGUCCCAGGGACCUCCUGUCCCGCGCCGCCUUCGAAAACGCCCUCGUCCUGACCAUGAUCCUCGGCGGCUCGACCAACGGCGUGCUGCACUUCCUCGCCAUGGCCAACACCGCCGACGUGCCCCUGACGCUCGACGACAUCGACCGCACCAGCAACCGCAUCCCCUUCAUCGCGGACCUGGCCCCGUCGGGCAAGUACUACAUGGAGGAUCUCUACCGCGUCGGCGGCACCCCCUCCGUCCUCAAGAUGCUCGUCGCCGCGAACCUCAUCGAUGGCUCCAUCAUGACCGUGACGGGCAAGACCCUCGCCGAGAACGUCGCUGACUGGCCCUCGCUCGACCCGAACCAGAAGAUCAUCCGCCCGCUGUCCAACCCGAUCAAGGCGACGGGCCACCUGCGCAUCCUGCGCGGCAAUCUCGCCCCGGGCGGCGCCGUCGCUAAGAUCACGGGCAAGGAGGGCCUCUCCUUCACCGGCGCCGCGCGCGUCUUCGACAAGGAGCACGAGCUCGACGUCGCGCUGUCCGAGGGCUCCAUCAAGCGCGAGGACGGCAACCUCGUGCUGAUCGUGCGGUACGAGGGCCCCAAGGGCGGCCCGGGCAUGCCGGAGCAGCUGCGCGCGAGCGCGGCCAUCAUGGGCGCCGGCCUGGACAACGUGGCGCUGGUGACGGACGGGCGGUACAGCGGCGCGUCGCACGGGUUCAUCGUGGGCCACGUCGUGCCGGAGGCGGCCGUCGGCGGGCCGAUUGCCCUCGUGAGGAACGGCGACAGGGUGACGAUCAACGCGGAGACGAACCGGAUCGACGCCAUUGACGUGGACGAGGCCGAGUUCGCGAGGAGGAGAGCCGAGUGGAAGGCGCCGUUGCCGCAUGUGCGGAGGGGCGCGCUGGGCAAGUAUGCUCGUCUGGUGGGCGAUGCGAGCCACGGUGCUGUUACAGAUCAAGCGGAUCCCUCAUGGUGA